AACUCUGUUGUGCAUUCGAGGAGUAGACUCUUAGCUGAAGAGUACUACCUUCUUCUUUUCUAUUUUUUUGUAUUUUCUGUGCAUGGAAAAGCAACCCAGAGACCCCAGAUCUCUGAUGGCCUUUGUUCACUGGUUCUCUUGCUUGAAUCCUGGUGGUUCCAUUUCCUCCUGGCCUGUUAAUAAGUCUCUGCGUGCAGGUUUUGUUUCUUCACUAUAAUUUGUAGCGAGGUGUCUCUCUGAUGGAAGACCCUUUUGAAAAGAGUAAUGAGAUGGCAACACAUGUCACCUCCGGAGUGGUGCUUUCAUGUAUUUCUGUAUUAAAGUAUGAUUCGGCUAACAUCAGGAAUUGCCGAAAUAAACUAUUUACAGCCCAGAUUCCCCUUUUUAUGUUUCUCCUCCCUGAUGGUGCAUACUCCCAGCAAAAUGCUGCCAUGAAUUGCGAUGCUGUAACCAGAGUAGUUACCGCUAGGCCAAUCUCUUCCUGCUAUUGUCUAGUGCCUGCUGCAUCCUCCCCCCAAUAAAUAGCCGCAGUACAAUCUGGAAGGCUGGGGAUUUAUGAGCAUUGACAGUUCUGCUGGAGGCUAACAGACGCUUGUACUAGGGAAUUCACAUGGUUGGAUGGUUAUUUUAAAGUGUGGGGGGAGUUAAGGAGGGAUAUGAGGAGCUGAUUGGCUGACUAAUUUGGUUGUCUUGUCAAAGUUAACAUUUGUCCCAUAGUUAGGGUGAUUUUUUUUUUCAUAGUGAUUAAUAGAAUUGGCGUUGGUAUCUGAAGGACCUUUUGCAUUGCUCAUUCUGUUAGAUAAAAGUUUUCUUUCUCGCUUUUCCUGUGGGAGCUGCCGGGUAGAGAGGAGUGUGUCCUUCUCCUCUCCCCGCCAUGGCGUAUGCUCGUCCACUGAUAUCUGUGUACUCUGAAAAGGGGGAAACAUCUGGCAAAAAUGUCACUUUGCCUGCUAUGUUCAAGGCUCCCAUUCGACCAGAUAUUGUGAAUUUUGUUCACACCAACUUGCACAAAAACAAUAGACAGCCCUAUGCUGUCAGUGAAUUGGCAGGUCAUCAAACCAGUGCCGAGUCCUGGGGUACUGGCAGAGCUGUGGCUCGAAUUCCCAGAGUCCGAGGUGGUGGAACUCAUUGUUCUGGCCAUGGUGCUUUUGGAAAUAUGUGUCGUGGAGGCCGCAUGUUUGCACCAACCAAAACCUGGCGCCGUUGGCACCGCAGAGUAAACACAACACAGAAACAAUAUGCCAUCUGCUCUGCCCUUGCUGCAGCCUUACCAGCACUGGUCAUGUCUAAAGGUCACCGUAUUGAGGAAGUUCCUGAACUUCCUUUGGUGGUUGAAGAUAAAGUUAAAGGCUACAAGAAAACCAAGGAGGCUGUUUCGCUUCUUAAGAAACUUAAGGCCUGGAAUGAUAUAAAAAAGGUCUAUGCCUCUCAGCGAAUGAGGGCUGGCAAGGGCAAAAUGAGAAACUGUCGUCGUAUCCAGCGCAGGGGAUCUUGUAUCAUCUAUAAUGAGGACAACGGUAUCAUCGAAGCCUUCAGAAACAUCCCUGGAAUUACUCUGCUUAAUGUAAGCAAACUGAACAUUUUGAAACUUGCACCUGGAGGGCAUGUGGGCCGUUUCUGCAUUUGGACUGAAAGUGCUUUCCGCAAGUUAGAUGAGCUGUAUGAAUGGCGUAGAGCUGCCUCCCUCAAGAGUAACUACAACCUUCCCAUGCACAAGAUGCUCAAUACAGACCUUAGCAGAAUCUUGAAAAGCCCAGAGAUCCAAAGAGCCCUCCAACCACCACGCAAGAAGAUUCACCGCAGAGUCCUGAAGAAGAAUCCCCUGAAAAACCUGAGAAUCACGUUGAAGCUAAACCCAUAUGCAAAGACCAUGCGCUGGAACACCAUUCUUCAUCAGGCCAAGAACCACAAGCUUCGGGUGGAUAAAGCAGCAGCAGCACUAGAAGCCAAAUCAGAUGAGAAGGGGGUUCCAGGCAAGAAGCCUGUGGUAGGGAAGAAAGGAAAGAAGGCUGUUGGCCUUAAGAAGCAGAAGCCUUUGGUGGGGAAAAAGGCUGCAGCUACCAAGAAACCAGCAGCUGAGAAGAAGCCCACAGAAAAGGAACCCAACACAGAAGAAAAGAAGCCUGUGGCAUAAGCUUACAUUUGUUUAUUCCAUAACGGUCAAAUCACUUUGGACAGCUAAUUUUGAAUAAAAAUGAUCAAAGGCAAUGAGAAACAUAAAAAAA
This is a messenger RNA of Myotis myotis, 2225 nucleotides long. Its product is annotated as 60S ribosomal protein L4-like. Lineage: Eukaryota; Metazoa; Chordata; Mammalia; Chiroptera; Vespertilionidae. Gene Ontology annotation, cellular component: cytosolic large ribosomal subunit; ribosome. Gene Ontology annotation, biological process: translation. The record is from RefSeq and is a predicted model, not a curated record. Gene Ontology annotation, molecular function: RNA binding; structural constituent of ribosome.